Molecule: messenger RNA, 695 nt
Organism: Photinus pyralis (common eastern firefly)
Lineage: Eukaryota; Metazoa; Arthropoda; Insecta; Coleoptera; Lampyridae
Gene: RYBP
Product: YY1-associated factor 2
Exons: 1
Coding region: 79-525 (148 amino acids)
Biological process (GO): positive regulation of DNA-templated transcription
Cellular component (GO): nucleus
Molecular function (GO): DNA binding; transcription coregulator activity
Source: RefSeq, a predicted model, not a curated record
CGUAAUCCAACAUGGCGUCGAACGGUAUACGUAUACGUCAAGCUCCUUUAAAAAAACGGUUUUAACGUGUGGCGGUUAAUGAUGGACGCAAAAAAGAGUCCGAUUCGCAGGACAAAGCGUCAGGCGAAAGUGCUGGAAGACUUUUGGGACUGUAGUGUGUGCACGUUUCGAAAUACGGCCGAAGCGUUUAAAUGUUUGAUGUGCGACGUUCGUAAAGGUACAUCGACUAGAAAACCUAGAAUUAAUCCCCAAUUAGUGGCGCAGCAAGUUGCUAGCCAAUUUGUGCCGGCCAGUAGUAAUCCGAAACGCGAAAAGAAAGACAAAAGGUCGCUAAAGAAGCGGCGGCAUCCGCCACGUCUUAAAAACGUAGACAGGAGCAGCGCCCAGACGAGGGAAGUUACCGUAAAUAGCGUUACCGUUGUUAUCACGGAGUACAAACCAAAAAUUAAAAGUACAGAGACUAUUUCGACAUCGAGUUCAUCAGAUCACGGCUCGCAUUCCGAAUCGAGCAUGGACGCACGGUGAACCUUAUCAUAUAAGAACAAUGGGGUGAGUUUUGUCUGUAGCCGCUUAAACGCAAUGUCACUGACUGAGACUUUAUCGGGCAAUGACUUCUGAUGUCAUUUACGCUGGUCUGUUUAUUUUUCCAUUUAUUUGUCCAUUUAUUUUAAGAUAAUAAACGCUUAUCAAACUUG